UUCAAUGUGUCAACAAAAAGCAGACAGCAAAGUGAAAGUGCUGCGGUCUCAAAUUUUAUAAACAUGUCUGGGCGCGAAAAAGCAGUUGUGUCAUUGGCUAAAUCUGCAGCUCUAUUUGGCAUUCUGAUUGGGCAGACCUUAUGACGUCACUCUGAAUAUGCACGAAUUACACACAAGAAUUUAACACCUUAUUUGCAUACCACUUGGUAUAUAAGGCGGAUAAGUCAAACUCUCCUCCAUCUACUGCAUUCUCCAGCUGAACGACUCCGCUGAGCUCCCGACCAUGCCCGAGCCUGCCAAGUCCGCGCCCGCCCCGAAGAAGGGCUCCAAGAAGGCGGUGACCAAGGCGCAGAAGAAAGACGGCAAGAAGCGCAAGCGCAGCCGCAAGGAGAGCUACUCGGUGUACGUGUACAAGGUGCUCAAGCAGGUGCACCCCGACACCGGCAUCUCGUCCAAGGCCAUGGGCAUCAUGAACUCGUUCGUCAACGACAUCUUCGAGCGCAUCGCGGGCGAGGCGUCGCGCCUGGCGCAUUACAACAAGCGCUCGACCAUCACGUCGCGCGAGAUCCAGACGGCCGUGCGCCUGCUGCUGCCCGGCGAGCUGGCCAAGCACGCCGUGUCCGAGGGCACCAAGGCCGUCACCAAGUACACCAGCUCCAAGUAGACGCGCGAGCACGCGGCCUCACUCCUGACCCAAAGGCUCUUUUCAGAGCCACCCACGUUUUCCCAUAGAGAGCUGUGCACUGGCACGUCCAAGUCCUGAGCGUUCGUGCCCACACUCGGGAGGGGAUCCCCGAGUGCCCCACGUGGUAGGUGCAGGGCCACCUCUCUGGACAAUAGUGCCCAGUACGAGGCUCCCGUUGUGUAUGUGAGCGUGGACUGAAACCCAUGUAUGUCUCACUAUCUAAUCCCCUCAAGCUGCUUGCCACCAUUUUUUAACGUUUUCGCAGGGACUGUGUGGGCUGCAAGAGACGCUUUAUAAAGCUUCCAAAUCGACCCUGAAAUGUCUGGUCUGUUUUCAGUAAAGCGUCCCCCCAAAGCGCCUCACUGGCAGCCUCCACGAGCGUCCUCUAGGUGUCGCUGUGGCUCUGCGCCCGCCUUCCUUUGUGUGGCUCCAGUGACUUCCCCAUCCCCAUCCCCCGCCCUGUGCCCGCGGCCUUUAGAGCCCUUGCUAAGCGUUUUAUCUAAGGGCGUGGAUGCCUAACUCAGGGUUCUUUUCAGAGCCGCUUACUGCCUCAGCGAAAGAAUUGCAUGCCUUUCUGUUCCAUCACAAUGACUCCUGAAUUUGCUGAGCCUUUGUCCGUUCUAGGAAGACCUGUAUGGGAGCCCCGUGUACUCAGUACAGUAGGCCUGUUCCUCUGCCUCCAGUGCUCCCGGGACUUGCUGUUUUUAGGGCAAACAGGCUGGAGUUGUGCACACCAGACUCAUUUGCAGUAGCUUCUAGGCACAGCAGCGGGGCUGGCAGGGGGCAGUUACAAGGGGGCGCUCUAGUUUGCUUCUGUGUCAGCUCUGGUCUUACCUUCUGGGGCAACUGUAACCAUUGAACCAAGGUAUCCGUCUGGGCUGUCGAUCACUACUUCUGCCAAUUAAGCAGAGACGGGGUUGGAUCCCAUAUGAGCGUUUAUUCCAAUCCUGCCGGCAGCAGGGAGACCAGCAGGCCACCCACAAGAAUCUGCUCUGACACCCCACCCCCCGCCCCGCGCAGUUGGCUGAUUAGAUGCACACGAUGGAGAAGAUAGCUACGUGCUGCGCGCUGCGUGUGUAGCAGGGAAACGGGAGGGAAGAGUCUGCAGUCCGGCCUGCAGGAGCUCACACCCUGAUAAGGUGUCUAAUCGGUGAUGUUACAAACAGCUCAGCCUGUUCCUGGGCCCAGAGAAUGGUCCGCGCUCCUGAGAAACACUCCCGGAGGGGGCCAGAGUCCCAGCACAGCCACCCAGUCCAAGCGUGUCCUGUCCUUGGCCUGUUCUCCAAUGUGUCUGUUUUCUGAGUCAUGGACCCAUGGCGGCAUCUUAUCUUUUUCCAGCCUCCAGGGUCCCAGGGUCUGUCAGAGAACCUCUCACCACAGUUAGUGAGGAGAAUUACUAGACAAUGGCGGCUCCAUUCUUAUGACAUGCCCUCCCCUCUAUCACAACAACUGGUUCCAGUUCCUGGCUUUGCCCCCCGCUCCCCACCCCCAGCCUGGGUUCUAGGCUUCCAGCAUCAGCUUUAUAAGCGCCUGCUCCCAAGAUCGGAGCCUUAUCUCUACCGGGACUCCCUCCAGAUUUCCAGACUUUAAUAACUGACGUGUGUUCUCGCUCUGAGCCCUGCUCUGGCUCCUGCUUCCUUUCCCUUGUCCUUGGCACACCAGUUCUCUCUUGCUUUUCAGUUUCCCAAAACCUGUGUCACGUUCAUUAAAUUAUC
This is a messenger RNA of Myotis daubentonii (Daubenton's bat), 2400 nucleotides long. Its product is annotated as histone H2B type 1-C/E/F/G/I. Gene Ontology annotation, cellular component: nucleosome. Gene Ontology annotation, molecular function: protein heterodimerization activity; structural constituent of chromatin; DNA binding. NCBI's taxonomy places the organism in Eukaryota, Metazoa, Chordata, Mammalia, Chiroptera, Vespertilionidae. The record is from RefSeq and is a predicted model, not a curated record.